AUGCCGUCAAUAAUCCACUGGAUCCGCAGACACCGGGCGGCGUCCAUCGUGCUGGUCACGACCACACUGCUACUCCUUCAAACUUCAUCGUGGAAGGUCCGGCAGGAUGAAUCCUUUAUCGUCCCGAGUAUCCCCAUCAGCACUCACCCAGUACAGGCCAGCACCAAUUUUACUCCGCCCUUCCGCACCAGAGGCCGACACAUCCUGGAUGCGCUAGGAAGACCCAUCAAACUGGCUAGUAUCAACUGGUAUGGCGCAAGUGAAAGUGACUUUGUACCGGGUGGACUGGACGUGCGGCAUCGUGACGAGAUCGCACAGUUGAUCCUUGAUUUGGGGUUCAACAGCGUGCGGUUACCCUACGCCGACGAGAUCGUGAGCGACAACGCGGUAAUAGGGACCGGGGUAAUCGCGGCAAAUCAGGAUCUGUUACGCGGCGCGCCCCAGGGGUCGCCGCUUCGGGCGUUGGAUGUAUUUCACGCCGUCGUGGAGAGCCUGACGACGGCCGGGUUACUGGUCAUCGUCAACAAUCACAUCACGCAGGCAACAUGGUGCUGCGGGAUGAACCCUUGCGAUGCAAGUUGGUCGAACGAUUGGUUCGGAGGUCAACUAUUGUGUCGCGUCUCACAAACCGAAGAAGAUUGGAUGCGCAACUGGGAAAAGGUGAUGCGGCCGCUGGUGGGGAACCCUCUUGUGCUGGGAGCGGACCUGCGAAAUGAAGUACGCGGGCUCUGGGGAACGAUGCACUGGGAAGAGUGGGCAAGUGCUGCGGAAAAGGCAUCGGAGCGAUUGCUGGCGAUGAAUCCGAACUGGCUCAUGAUCGUGGAGGGGAUAUCAUCAGCCAACGACUUAUCGGGGGUGCGCGAACGGCACGUGCAACUCAGCGUUCCGGAUAGGGUGGUUUACUCGGCACAUGUUUAUAAAUGGUCCGGCUGGGGCAGUCUACGCCCCUUUGGUGGACGGUCAUAUGAAGACUUUGCAGCGGAGAUGUGGAAGAACUGGGCUUAUCUGGUCGCCGAGGACACGGCUCCCGUGUGGGUGGGUGAAUUCGGCACACCUGAUGACCAGACGGACGGCGACCGCAACUAUUGGCGUCAUCUGGUGCAAUUUUUGAGCCAAGUCGAUGUAAGUUGGGGCUAUUGGGCGUUGAAUCCACGCAAGGCGACGGGCGAGUGGGAAAGCUAUGGGUUGGUGGGCGAUGACUGGGACUGGUCGAGUACUCGAUCUCAUGAUCGCCUUGCGGAUUUGCAGCGCUUGGGACUCAACUUUGAAGGAAGAUAUUCGUGA
Messenger RNA from Penicillium cinerascens, 1284 nucleotides. RefSeq names its product cellulase family protein. Gene Ontology annotation, molecular function: hydrolase activity, hydrolyzing O-glycosyl compounds. The transcript has a single exon. Lineage: Eukaryota; Fungi; Ascomycota; Eurotiomycetes; Eurotiales; Aspergillaceae. The record is from RefSeq and is a predicted model, not a curated record. Bases 1 to 1284 code for a protein of 427 amino acids.